AUGGCUGGGGAUGUGGCGGCGGCGACCCGUGAUACAGUGCCGCUUGUGGACGCGGGACGCGACAAGGAGCGCGGAUCCCCCUGUGCGCGGCGUCGCACAGACGUGCGGCGGAUGAUGGCGCGUCGCGCCGUGCUGGGGACCACAACGCGCCCAGCACGCCAAGGCGCAGCAACGGGUGCUGGGACCGGCGGGGCCGCUGCCCGGAAAGGCAAGGGCGACGCGUCGGGCGGCCGGUGGCAGUGCGGCGAGAGCGAGGGCGAGCGAGACGAGACAGCGUGUCGCGGAGAGACACCGACGACUCCAUGUGCCCUGUCCGGCGGCACGGGGAGAGAGAGCACAUUCGUUGCCGGGGCGCACAUGGGUCGGCCGAGGUCGCCGCGGGCCAAUCGGGAGCGCCGCGGUGCUCUGUCCUCCGUGGACGGGUGCACAGGCGAGUACAUUCGCUGCCGACAAGGUGCCGCGAUCGUGCUGUUCGCAUUACCCCAGAUGUUACUUGAGUCGUUGUUCGAUUCGCUACAUGAGUUGCUGUUCGAUUCGUUACUUGACUGGUUACUCGACUGGUUACAUGACUGGUUACUUGACUGGUUACUUGAUUCGUUAUUUGACUGGUUACCUGAUUCGUUCGAUGCUCAUGUCGUCUCUGCCAGAAACAUGUCGCCGGCUGCAACAUCUGCCGCACUCGCCGUCGGGUUGCUCUUCCAGCCCGCCUGUCCACCCCCAUGGCAAACACCCGUUGCAAUCAGGUUACCACCCGCCGCGGUUCCCUCAUCGCCCAUGGCCCGCUGGAUCGGUCCUCUUGGCACUCGCUCACCAGCUGGAGAGUGA
Messenger RNA from Polychytrium aggregatum, 825 nucleotides. RefSeq lists its product as uncharacterized. The record is from RefSeq and is a predicted model, not a curated record. NCBI's taxonomy places the organism in Eukaryota, Fungi, Chytridiomycota, Chytridiomycetes, Polychytriales. Bases 1 to 825 code for a protein of 274 amino acids. The transcript has 2 exons.